CCGUUUUGUGCUUCCUGUUUCCCUGCUUCAUCAGCACGCAGAGAACUCUUCCUUCUUCUUCUUCUUCUUCGAUCUCAUAUUCUCUUCAAUCGAUUGGUUCGUAUCCAAUCAAUCGAUUAAAAUAGCCAUGAGUUUCUGCAAAUGGGUUUCUUUUGUUUUGAUCAUCGACUUGCUCAACUCUUGUCAGAUUUCAUCUUCAUCUCCCUUAACCUCAAAUGGGUUCUCUCAAAUCCCUCGAAAUUUUCUUGCUUUAGCUAAAAGAGAAGAUUUUUUCGACUGGAUGGUUGGGAUCAGAAGAAAAAUCCAUGAGAAUCCGGAGUUAGGUUACGAGGAAGUAGAGACAUCUAGGCUCGUUAGGACAGAGCUGGAGAAGAUGGGAGUGUCUUACAAGUACCCAGUUGCUCUAACCGGUGUUAUUGGUUAUGUCGGAACUGGUCAAGCCCCUUUUGUUGCCUUGAGAGCAGACAUGGACGCACUUGCUAUGCAGGAGAUGGUGGAAUGGGAGCACAAGAGUAAGGUUCCUGGGAAGAUGCACGCUUGUGGGCAUGACGCUCACACUACAAUGCUCCUCGGCGCUGCAAAGUUGCUCAAAGAACACCAAGAUGAGCUACAGGGUACAGUGAUUCUAGUUUUUCAACCAGCUGAGGAAGGAGGAGGAGGUGCAAAGAAGAUUGUUGAAGCUGGAGUAUUGGAAGAUGUGAGUGCAAUCUUUGGGUUACAUGUUACAAAUCAACUGAGUUUAGGUCAAGUGAGCUCAAGAGAAGGUCCAUUGUUGGCUGGUAGUGGCUUUUUCGAAGCUAAGAUUAGCGGGAAAGGUGGUCACGCAGCUCUUCCUCAGCACGCCAUAGAUCCGAUUCUGGCAGCUUCCAACGUUAUUGUUAGCUUACAACACCUCGUUUCACGAGAGGCAGAUCCUUUAGACUCUCAGGUAGUUACAGUUGCUAAAUUUGAAGGCGGUGGUGCUUUUAAUGUGAUACCAGACUCGGUUACUAUCGGUGGUACAUUCCGAGCCUUUUCAACCAAAAGCUUUACGCAACUCAAGAAAAGAAUUGAGCAGGUUAUCACAAGGCAAGCAAGCGUGCAUAUGUGCAAUGCAACAGUGGAUUUCCUUAAAGAGGAGAAACCAUUCUUCCCACCGACUGUUAACAACAAAGACUUGCACAUGUUCUUCAAGAACGUCUCAGGUGACAUGUUAGGGACUGAGAACUACGUCGAGAUGCAACCAUUGAUGGGAUCAGAGGAUUUCUCUUUCUACCAAGAAGCAAUGCCUGGACACUUUAGCUUUGUCGGUAUGCUAGAUGAAGCUCAUUCAACAAUGGCGAGCCCUCACUCGCCUUAUUUCGAGGUCAAUGAAGAUUUACUACCUUAUGGUGCUUCCCUUCAUGCCUCCAUGGCCACAAGAUAUCUUCUUGACUUGAAAACUUCAUCGCCUAAUAAGAGUUACCAAAAAGAUGAACUUUGAUGCCAUUAUUGGCUCUAUGUUCUCUUUAUCUCCCCUACUCGUCGAAAUGUCAUUUUUUUUUUCUUACAGAGGCUUCCAUGUAAAGAUCAAUAAAGUGCUAUAUACAAUGUCCAUCUGAUGGGGGAUAUAUAACAAGCUAGUGAUUGGACCGUUGUAAUGAGAGAGUUUUAUUGUGAUGGAAACUUAUGUUUCUAAGCGUGGGAGUAUUAAUUGUAUAAACAGUUUUCACCGUUCAUAAUGUGAAACUAAAAGCUGAAACCGUCA
Molecule: messenger RNA, 1726 nt
Organism: Eruca vesicaria subsp. sativa (arugula)
Lineage: Eukaryota; Viridiplantae; Streptophyta; Magnoliopsida; Brassicales; Brassicaceae
Source: the annotation of a GenBank genome assembly